GUGACCUCGAGGCCUUUCCGCAGGACUUGGAGACCCGGAGUUUCUCCGAGGUGUCUCUAAUCCCUGUGGCAGGUGCCCUCGAGACCCUUUUGCAGGACUUGGAGACCCGGAGCUUCUCCGAGGCGUCUCCAAUCCCUGUGGCAGGUGGCCUCAAGGCCAUUCUGCAGGACUUAGUGGCCCGGAGUUUCUCCGAGGCGUCUCUCUUUGCAGCACAGCAGCCUGAAGAGGUGCAGCAGGUGCAGCCCCCGCAGGAGGAUGCAGGCCAGGAGCGGACAGAAGAGCAGCUCCGUGCCCGUGGCCGCUUCCGCAGGGCAGCACAGACAUUUAUGAAAUUCAUGCGCAGUCGGCGUAGACAGUCCAGGAUCACACCAGCUGAUGUCCAGGCCCAGCCUGACACCAUCCCGACCCAGCUGACAAAGCCUGAUGUCAGCACCGCAUCGACUGCUGUCCCAGCAAAGUGUGACACCACAACCAGUGAUCCCACAACCCACUGGGACACCCCAUCGACCGAUGAUGUGUCACACUGUGACUCUGUGCUGCCUGGUCUCACGGAGGAGGCCGACGCCACAACGACGGAGGGCGUGGCGAGCACUGACACCGCGCCUGUUCAGCGCCUGACUGAUACCCCCAGCCUGGAGUUUCUUGAGGAGAGAGCUGUCUCUGCUGAAGUAACCAUAACACCAGACAGAGACAUGCAGCAGAGACCCCCCACGGUGCCCAAGCUGGCCUGGGUGAAGGAGGAGGAGAAGGAGGAAAGCCCUGGGGCUGCUCCAACACAGCAACCUGAAGAGGUGCAGCAGGUGCAGCCCCCACAGGAGGAUGCAGGCCAGGAGCGGACAGAAGAGCAGCUCCGUGCCCGUGGCCGCUUCCGCAGGGCAGCACAGCUGGUUUGCAGAUUCAUCAGAUGCAUUUGGCGUGAAGAGGCCACUUUCAUGGCCACUGGGGACACGGCAAACUCGAACCUCUUCAAUGCCCAGACCAGCGCUGCCCUGCUGGAUUUGCUUGUGCAGAACGGUGUCUACAAAGCAAAGCAAGUGCCGGCCAUAGUCAGGUGCAUCCACCAGUGGCUCACAUCCAAUCUGUCUGCUGAGCACAGGCUGGACAAGACUCUUGUCCUGCUGACCGAGGCACACCCUGUGGAUGUUGCAGUGACCCUGCUGCGCUCUGCCCCAGCCUGUGACAGAGCUGCUCGCACCAUGUGGAAGACGCUCGUCUCCUCCAGAGGGACUAAGGAGCCGGUGCUGCAGAUCCUCUUCCGUGUGCUGGAAUACUGGCCAGCGCACAGGAGACGCACCUCUGAUGGGGAUGAGAGCGAUGUCUUUGCCCUGGCUGCAACUGUGGCACUCUGGGAGAUCCUCCAGCUGUCCUGGUGCCCAGGGGCAGUGAAGGACAAUUUCCCCCGCCUCCUUCCGACUCUGCUCUUCCAAGUUUUCAUCAGCACAGAGGAGAUGUCAGAGGAGGUCGAGACCUUCUGGAGGCGAUGCCGGGAGCAGCGCAGCCUUCCCCCCAACCCCAACAGGUUUGCAGUGCAGACCGUUAAAGCCCUGCUGCUCCAGCUGCUGGAUGAGGACGUGCUGAUGGCGAUCGCUCGCAAGUGUGUCUGGGACAUGCUCCUCAAGGCUGACAGCCACCACUAUGCAGUGGGUCUGCUGGCCAGGGAGCUGUGCCGUGUCUCCCGCUCCAUCUGCCGCAGCAUCGCCGUCAGCCUGCUCCCGCGGCUCAGCAGGGAAGAGCCCCUGUGGGAACUGCCUGCCCUGGCCUUCCUGGUGGAGGUCCUGCACUGCCUGAACCCCAGACAAUGUGGGCCCAGCGUCCUGCAGAUAAUUUCAAGGCACCUGCGCAGCCAGUGCCCGGAGAGGCGUCGCCUGGCGCUCCGAGGCCUGGUGGUGCUCAGCAAGGCUCCCUCAAUGGCUAAGAGCAUCCGGAGCCUGAAUGAAAGCCUCCUGGAGCUACUGCAGGAUGCAGACACGGACGCAGUUCAGAUGACCCUCUCAGCAUUCAUCAAUGUACUGGGCUUGAAAAUCAUCCAAAUAUCCAGCCCAAUUGCCCUGAAGUUGCUUGAGGCGCUGCGGCCACUCUUUGACAACGAGCACAGCCAGCUGCAGCAGCUCUCCAUGCUCCUCUUCCGGGAGGUGAUGGAGGCGACAGAGAGGAGCAAGAGCCUGAAGCCACCCGUGUACCUGAGUCUGGUGCCAUUCUACUUCAACUGGCACGAUGAGAACCAGCGUGUGGCAGAGGCCUCUCGGAGAGCACUGUUUGGUGCAGCCAGGUUCCUGAAGUGGAGGGACCUUGAGCACUUGGUGACCAUGGAGCAGCCAUGGAGGUUUCCCGAGUGCCUGCUGGAAAAGGACAGGAGCCGAGUGGGCCAGUACGUGCGCCAGGCCCUGCCGUACCUGGAGAGCCCAGAGGAGCCCCUGCGAAAGCUGGCCAUCAAGUUUCUGGGGAUCGCCGCCAGGUCCAUGAAGCAGGAGCAGCCAGAGCUGCAGCUCAUCUGCCAAGCCCUUCAAGGCAUUUCUGAUGACAGCCCUACUGUCUCAAACCUGGCCGUUGAAACGCUCCACAUCAUCAGGACUGUACGGAGAACUCCAUUCUUCCCAUUCCGGUAG
Chiroxiphia lanceolata (lance-tailed manakin) is the source of this 2606-nucleotide messenger RNA. RefSeq names its product maestro heat-like repeat-containing protein family member 6. Lineage: Eukaryota; Metazoa; Chordata; Aves; Passeriformes; Pipridae. Gene Ontology annotation, cellular component: cytoplasm. The annotation marks the transcript as partial. The record is from RefSeq and is a predicted model, not a curated record. The transcript has 19 exons.